Pimephales promelas (fathead minnow) is the source of this 1610-nucleotide messenger RNA. It is a transcript of the gene polr1f, whose product is annotated as RNA polymerase I subunit F. The record is from RefSeq and is a predicted model, not a curated record. Gene Ontology annotation, biological process: DNA-templated transcription initiation; transcription elongation by RNA polymerase I. Gene Ontology annotation, cellular component: RNA polymerase I complex. Lineage: Eukaryota; Metazoa; Chordata; Actinopteri; Cypriniformes; Leuciscidae.
AGCGAACGCACCACGUGCUCCUUCAUGUGUUCAGCAUGGCGAACUGGACUCAGGAGGACGGUGCUGCGAAACCCGUCACAAACCCCUCGAAUGUGUCCACAAUAGCGCAGACAUCUAGCGGAGAUGUGACGGCCAGACCCGGGGGGAAUCCUGCGGUGGUUCCGUGUCUCAUUCCGUCGUUCGCGGGCGCGGUGAAGCUCCUGAACGCGCAUUACUCGUGCCUGGUGCUCGACACGCACCGCAGACACAUCGCGCUGCCGCCCGUAUACCUGCGGAAGAAGAGGCUCGGCAUUCAGGAGGAGCUCAACGCAGAACUGCUCAAGUACUCCUGCAGUUUGAAUGGGGUUCCUAUGGCGUAUGACAACAUUAAAAUAGUAGGACAACAUGGAGACAUUUAUGACGAUCAAGGAUUCAUUCACUUCAACAUCGAGGCGUCGUUCGUGAUCUUCAAACCGCAGAUAGGGUCGAAGCUCGUGGGUGUGAUUAAUAAAAUGGCAGUGGGUCACGUGGGCUGUGUGGUCCACGGUUGCUUUAACGCAUCAGUGGUGAAGCCCAAUCUGCUGAGCCCGGAGCAGUGGCGGGACUCGGGCCUGAGUGUUGGACAGAGCCUGGAGUUCGAGGUCUUCAAGCUGGACGCUGAAGCUGCUGGUGUCCUUCUCAUCAGAGGACGGCUGGACAAAUCCAGAGUGCAAGAGCUCGUGACCCAAACCGAACAAAAGGAAUCAAUUGUAGAAUCCUCUACAGAACCAGAACCCACAGAAGACAUGACCGUCAGUGCAAAACCCAAGAAAAAGAAGAAAGACAAGCGUGAGAAGGAGUGUGUGAACGACUGCAGCCUGCAGCCAACGUCAGACAACAACCAAACCACUGCGGACACAAUGGAGGUGGACUCCAAUGCAAACGGACAUCACAAAGAGAAAAAGAAGAAGAAGAAAAAAGACAAAGAAGACAAGAUCUCAGCCCCUGAGCUCGCGGCGAGCGACUCCAGCGGGUAUUUAAGCGAUAAAACCAGCAGAAAGAGAGCGGCGGAGAGAGAAGACGCCUCUGAAUUAAUGCCUGCUGCAAAAAUGAAGAAGAACAACUAGUGAUUUCUGUCACAGAGCAUUUAAUGAACUCAAAAACUUUGUGAGAUUUAUAUUUACAGAAUAUAAUAAAUGAUUUUUCCUCUGGAGUAUUUGCAUUUUAUAUGUCCACCUGAAGAGGGCAGCAUCACUCUUAGAGAAAGAAAGGAUCAAUUGAAAGAAAGGUUCUGUAGAGAACUUUGGGGUUUUUGACUCUAUUUUAAAGAACCCUCAAUGCCAAAAAGGUUUUAUAAGGAGAAAUGUCUUAAAUUGUUGCAUAAUACUUUAACGUUUAAUGGGAUAUAUAAUUUUUUUAUAGUGAUAAAGUCUGUGUACAAGCUUCUUAAUUCAGAACAUUUAAUUAAUAUUAAAAAUGAAUUAAAACUAAAUCCAUAAAAUGCUUCCAUUUUGGGAACUUCUAUAUAAAACCUUUUCUUCUAAGACUGAUCUUUAAGCUGAUUCAAAACUCAGGAUCUUAUACAAUUUGGUGUCAGAAAUAUGACCACCUUUCUGACUUCCGUUUUAUUUUUGUUUUAAUAAAAGUUUUUU